This is a messenger RNA of Ostrea edulis (European flat oyster), 2033 nucleotides long. Its product is annotated as microspherule protein 1-like. NCBI's taxonomy places the organism in Eukaryota, Metazoa, Mollusca, Bivalvia, Ostreida, Ostreidae. Bases 90 to 1574 code for a protein of 494 amino acids. Gene Ontology annotation, molecular function: protein binding; G-quadruplex RNA binding. Gene Ontology annotation, cellular component: NSL complex; MLL1 complex; Ino80 complex. The transcript is spliced from 13 exons. Gene Ontology annotation, biological process: positive regulation of transcription by RNA polymerase II. The record is from RefSeq and is a predicted model, not a curated record.
UCGAUUUUGUAGUUUAACUGUUAAAUAUGGCGUCAUGUUACGGUGUCUUGAAAAUCUGUGUGUUUUAAUUUUCACAAAUUAACAACAGGAUGUCACAGACAACAAGUGAAAUACCUAGAUUUAUACAAACAAGUGAUGAUAUUGACCAGACUUCUCCCAUGAUUAAGAAAGAAGCCCAAGAUGAGAUGCCAACAUCCUCAGUCCCGCUUUCUGUGUCCUUACCUGCAAUGCCCAUUCAGUUGGGUCUACCUGUUGAAGGAACCUUAAAACAAAGGAUCAGCCAGAUUUUACCUCCACAGAAUCAAAGCUUAGUCCAGGAAACCAGAAGAACAUCAUCAAGAUCUAUCAAGCGCAAGAAAUUUGAUGAUGAGGUAGUGGAAAGCAGUUUGAUUAAAACAGAAAGAGGAAGAGUCACAAAGCUGCCAACUGUUACACAGGUGUUAGAAAAAAUAGAACCAGUUGAAAAAGAACUACCCCCUGCUCCACCACCCGAAAAGAAAAAGGUUUCCAAGUCCGUUAAUUCAGCGACUAAAAGAACAAAGAAGCAGAAGCCUCCUGCACCAGCUUCAACAAAGGAUCUGGGAAGAUGGAAAGCUCAAGAUGAUUUGGCACUAAUUACAGCUGUUCAACAGACAAAUGACUUGACAGCCGUACAUUUAGGUUUGAAGUUCUCGUGUAGAUUUAGUCUCAAAGAAAUUCAGGAGAGAUGGUAUGCUUUGCUGUAUGACCCUAUAAUAUCCAAGUUAGCAGUACAGGCCAUGAAUCAGCUCCAUCCGGACAUCAUUGCUGAAGUCCAGUCCAAAGCUCUCUACAGUAAGGAAGAGGAGUCUUUGCUGGGAACAAUCUCAUCUACAAGUCAGCCAACAGUGGAAAUUUUCCAAGAUCUCCUGGAACAGAAUCCAGACAGUUUUUACCCCUUGCGGACCGCCAAGGCAUUACACAAUCACUGGUUACUGCUGAAGCAGUACCACCUCCUUCCCGACCAAUCAGUUCAACCCAUUCCUCGUGGUGAUCAUGUGCUGAAUUUCUCUGAUGCUGAGGAGAUGAUGAAUGAUGAUGACCUGAAAGAUACCAAAGAUGAUGUGCUUGAACAAGAACUUUCUGUUGCUGACAGAAGGAAUAAGAAUGAAAUUCGUCACUUAGAACAAGAGCUUCCAAAAUGGCAGGUUUUGGUGGAUAGUGUUACGGGAAUCAGUCCCCAGGACUUUGACAAUCAGACUCUGGCAGUACUUCGAGGAAGACUUGUCCGGUACCUCAUGAGAUCUAAGGAGAUAACAUUAGGGAGAGCCACCAAGGACAAUCAAAUAGAUGUAGACUUGUCCCUCGAGGGACCAGCCUGGAAAAUAUCACGUCGACAAGGCAUCAUCAAACUCCGAAAUAAUGGAGAUUUCUUCAUUGCAAAUGAGGGAAAGCGUCCUUUCUAUGUCGAUGGUAAAGCCAUAUUGGCUGGAAACAAACAGAAACUGAACAAUAACUCGGUUGUGGAGAUCUCAUGCCUUCGUUUCAUCUUCCUGAUAAAUCAAGAUCUGAUUAAUGUGAUACGUGCUGAGUCUCAAAAACUCAUUCCAACCUGAGGCUGAAGACAUCAAGUCCCGUCAUGCCUUGUGUAAAUGUUCGGUAAUAAAUGUGAUCAAACUGACGUCGCUGGCAGACGUGAGCAAGGCAGAAGAUUCAUAAUUUUGUACCUUGCUUUCGUGAAACUGCAGGGAUAGUAAGCCGUGCCCAUCCAUCAGUGGAUCUGUCUGAUAACUUUAGCCUAGUUGACAACAUUGCAAAAACUUUUAGUUCAGUCUCAAUAUCUGGCAUGUACUAUUCCUUGUAACAAUAACUAAUGCUUGGUAUUCUGUGAAUUGUCUGUUUAGACCCUUUUUAAUAGAGGCAUUUUCAUAUUAUAUAUGCUAGCUAUGUAAUGACAACAUUGCAUAGAAGGGUCAACCAAUGUAAACCUGGUUUUUGGUAUAUGCUAUUCUGUGUUCAUGACACAUGUUACGUUGAUAAAAUCCAAGUUGUGUUGAUUAAAAGAAUGAAUUGUU